GGCAGUGCUGGGGAGCGGUUGGACUGGAUCAUCUUAAAGGUCUUUCCAACCUAGUGGAUUCUCUGAUACCAUAAAUACGCCUGUGUCGGAGCUUGACCUGAAGGGUAAAUCAGUACCACAGUGUUGCAUGCUGAGCCAGGCCUCCAGGCCCCGGUCUGCCCUUGCUGCACGAGUCGCAGUCUGCUGAAAGAGACCUGACUGCUUUAAUUAAUUUGUAAACGGAGAAAUACAUGCUGAAGAAGCAGUCGUGUGGCUCCAACUGACACAUACAGAUUCCUGCAGGAAUUUGCAAGCAUGAGCAGCAUAAUCUUUAUCCUGUUUCUGUUGUCUCCAAUAGGAAAGGCUGCAAUCGGAAUAUAGACAAAAGUAUUUUUUCCCCUGAAAUGAAAUAGAGGCAGCUUUGGCUAUCCGAUGAUCAUUCCCAUUCUGAGAUUCCAUUUGCUGAAGAACAAUGGCUUCCUUCAGCAGCCUGACUAUUGGCAUUGUUAUUGCCAGUUUUACUGUAUUUCAGCUCCUCUUCCAUGUUUUAAGUUCUUGGGUGUCAACACGAAUAACACCUGGUUUUAACAAUCUCAGCCAAAAAAGAAAGAUCGAAUGGAAUUCAAGGACAGUGUCCACAUUCCACGCCUUGGUGGUUGGUGGCUUUUGCCUCUAUAUUUUGUUAUACGAUGAUGCUGUUAAUGCUGACCGUCUCUGGGGUGACCCUUCAAUUGUGAAACUGAAUAUUGCUAUUACCACAGGCUACCUCAUUUCUGAUUUGUUGCUUAUUAUUUACUACUGGAAGGCAAUUGGUGACAAAUAUUUUGUAAUACAUCACUUGGCAGCUCUGUAUGCUUACUAUUUUGUACUGAGCAAAGGUCUGCUGGCUUAUUUUGGAAACUUCCGUCUGCUUGCAGAGUUCUCCACUCCUUUUGUCAAUCAGCGGUGGUUCUUUGAAAUAUUGGGAUAUCCCAAAUCUUCCAAGGCCAACAUCAUCAAUGGUUUGCUGAUGACGGUUGUGUUCUUCGUGGUGAGGAUUGCCGUCAUGCCUGUAUAUUACAGCCACGUCAUUUCUUCCUUUGGAACAGAGGCUUUCCACAGAUUAGGAUUUGCAGCCCAGAGCGCCUGGAUUAUCUCAAGUGUUGUCUUGGAUGUUAUGAACGUGAUGUGGAUGGUCAAAAUUGCAAAAGGAUGCUACAGAGUCAUCUGUCUUAUCGGACGGGAGGAAGUCAAAACUCACAGAAAUGGCAAAUCUGACUAGAAAUCACACACAUGAAAUGCAAUUUCUGCUGUGAAAGUAACCUGGGUUCACUGAAACAGUGCACAUUUCUGCCAUGGAAUGAUCCUCUUAAGAAAACAAGGUAUUACCUCUGUACUGACCUUACUCUUUUCCCUAGCCACACUGCCUGCACACCCAGGGCCACGCUUUAUGGAGCCUGUCCGGUGAGGAAUAAAAGCAAAAGCUCCCACAAAUGAGUUCCAUGUGUCUGUUCUAAGCAGUUCCAAGCUACUGAAGUUAGAAAGGAGCAGACUGGUUACUUGCUUGUUGUCCACCAGUGUGUUCAAAGUGUUUCACUCAGGUUUCUCAGAUUCAUGUGUUUUAUAAACCCAGCGAAUAUUGAGAGCUCUCUCCUUUUUUUAGGAAACAAAAACUUCCCAAACUCCUGAUAUGGUGCAAUUUUCCUGGCACGUUUCUAUGUUUUCUUCCGGGAAUAACAAUCAAGAUUUCAUUCUGGAGAACUUUUUAAUUUUUGCAAGAAAACCUAAAAAUGUAGCUUUGAUUCCGUGAUGUCUUUUACUGCUUUUUGUUCUGCCUUAUAUGAAUGCAAACCAUUUUGGCCAAUGGAUGAGAUACAAUGAUCUAAAAUGCUGUAUUAUAAGACUAGAAAGUAUCUUUAGAAGUGUUAAAAUGCGCUGGUUCUGAUGGGAAGGAUGUGCUUUUGCUCUGUUACAUUACAUGCAAUUCUAACUCUCCUACAUCGCCCGUGGAAUUGGUUUUGGCAGUCAAUAUGGUAAAUGAUGUGUGGAAAUAGCAUAAUUCUGACUUAUUUCUCCUUUGCUGCUGUUACUACCUUUGAGAAGUGUUGCGACUCUCCAUAGAGUAUUUGUAACCAUUGGCUAUUUGGAAGCCAAGUUUAAUGGUAAAGAGAGAAAAUUCUUCCGUAGAUGUGUAACUUAGAGCAAUCCUUGGUUUUUGAUCCAUGAUGACCCAUUUGAUCUGAAGUAUUGAGGUUUUUUGUCACGUCUUCCUCAUUAAUCAUAGUCUGAGGUGUUGACUAAAACCAUUCUUGAGUUAACUGAGCCAGCCUUCCGUAAAGCAAAUCUGUCCAUAGGUGCUCUGUUCUUUCUUCUGCAAGCUUAAAGGUUUGGAGGGUAUGAAAGAGGAAUCUUCCCAUCUAGGACUAGUCGUGAAUCUAAUUUCUAAUACAGUUUGAGGAAAUUCUGGGCUUGGUUUGGUUUUUAAAGGAUUUUGAGAGCUGUAUUGGUGUGUAGUUUGGUUUUGGUUUGGUUACUUUAUACCAUAGCUGAAUCGGGACUGAGUAACUCCUGGUUUUUAACGUGGUGUGGUGGUCGGUUGGGUGUGUUUUAUCCUGUGUUGGUUGGGGUUUUUUCACACGUUGCUUGUUAUACCUUCUGGUAAGGUGUGCUCAAAGUCUGCAUUUUCACUCAGUCAUUUAGUGCCCAAUCCAAUUGUUUCAGCAAUUUCUUUUUCAACAGAAAGGUAAAGUAUUGACCUUGUGUAGGAUCAGCAGUUUUCCUCUGGUCCUGUUCCCUGUAACGAAGCUGGUUGACUUGAACUCUCUGCUCUGUAGUCAGAGGUGUGAUUGCCCCAGUCCUGUGCUCUUAGGUGAGGGACACAGCCUUUCCAUCCUUCAGGAACUGGAUGUCUCUAAGGCCCCAAGAGGUCUAUGUAGGCUGAAAUGCCUUAUAACCGAGGCGGCUGUGGUAAGUGUAGUUCCCCAGUUAAAUGACAUCAGGGAGUAUUAUUUGGGCUAAAUAAUACACACUUUUAUAAGCCUAGUUCCACUCUUUGACUGGGCAGGCUUUCUUCCAAAACCCAUUUCCCAAUCCUGCCAUAUUAAGGGAGGUAUAUCAAGGGUUGUUAGUACUUUUGGUUUUUGGAAUCUGGGCUUAUGAAUACUUCACACCCCAAUCCCUGCAGACAAAAGAGCUGUUUAUGCCUUGGAAAAGUUAGCAAUUAAUGUGCUUAGCUGGAUGAUCUGUGUGAGCGCUGAACUGGUUUGGGUACCAGUAAAUCCAUAGCCUGAGAUCCUGUGACCUGCUUUGCUGAAACAGACUCUAUUUUAUACUGAUUUGCAGAACCUGGUAUCUUUUUAAAACAGCAAUUUCAGUGUAUCAGAUGCAAAAUCUAGGCUACAUACACAGGCUCUGUGUUUCUAUCAUCUUUAUGUUUUAAAGGUGUACAUGAAAGACUUCAUUUUCUUGUGCUGUUUAAGUCACUAGAUCAGGGAAUCAUUUUGUAUUAGCUUGUUCCUUCUGCUUUUGUUAUUCAGGAAGCAGGAUGAAAAACAUGGGUAAGGUGAUUUGGAGCAACUCUUAAGGUGAUAACUCAUGAAAAGUUUUUAAAUUCAUCCCUUCUUAGCAUUAAUCUUUAAUAUUUCAGUAUUUUUGUUUGUUUUCAAUGGAGAACAUUCAUUAAAAUGGUCCAUUUCCUUCACUUCUAAAUACUUUUUUUCCCUAAUAAGACACAAAUAUAAGUCAAGCUGUAAUAAGAUUAUGUUAAAACUCGAUUAAAAAACCCCAACCAACCCAAACCCCGAUAUAAUACACUUUAGGCAACAAUCCAGAAUGGAAGGGCAAGGGAUAACAUGUUAGAAAACAUGUAGUAUUUUGGAUUGCUGUACAAAAUCAGUGUAAUGAAAACAGUAUUUUGCAAUGUGUUAGGUCUAAAUUUCCUACAUUUGAUUAAAUUUCCUUUUAAAAUGUGUUACAGUUCUGUCCUGAUGCAUUUACUUUGUGUCAGGAGACAACUUCCUAAUGAAGGAAGUUCUUAACACGUGUAUAUUGGCAAGGAAUGGAGUAAACAGGCUGCAAAGUUGUGUACUGAAUACAUCAGUACAGAGCACUUCUUACCUGCCGUUCAAAGCUUAUAAUACAGCAAAUCAGAGAGGUGCAGCACCCAUUUUUUAAUUGCACUUUAUUAAUUUAAAAGCUGUGGUGAAAUACUGAUGAAACUUCAUGUUGCAAGUUUGUGUCUUUGCUUUUUUUUUUUUUUUAAUGCAAAAAAGUAAAUGCAUGAUAAGUAGCAUCACAAUACAUGCUACCUUUAGAAUGUAAUAUUUAUCUUAUUAGUGGCUUAAAACUUCUGGUUUUUAACAGCUGCGUUGUCUAAAAGCAGCCUGUGGUAUGUCCCCGGGUGUCUCCGCGAUGGACGUGUCAAAUGGGAGGAGUUCCUCUUGUGAAGGAUGCUCAGAUACUUUGGUUUUCUUUCCUUUUACACUCUUUGGUACCAGGUGACAUAAAAUUAGUAGGAUGAUCACGGCAGAGUCUGUUUGUACCGGUAAGGCUGUAGGUAGGAAUGCAAGUUUCCCUUUUUUAUGGCUUUACUUUAUCACCAAAAGCUGAGUAAAUGCCACUUCCAGAACUACUACCGUGGAGUUGUAGGUCAAGAUUUGCUUUUAUAAUUGGUUUGUGGAUACUUGCAGAGAGGAAAUGUACAUCAAAUACUCAUUUCCUUGGUGAGUGUUCCAGUUGAUUUCCAUGAAGUUAAGGGCCUUACACUGCAGAGAUGCUUUAGUGGUUAUUAUCUGUGUGCAUUCUUCAGUGGGAAGAGUUAUAUCUCUGAAGCCUAUUCUACCUCUAUAAAUAAAUGCUGUCUUGAGUGAGCUCAAUAAUUUAACAACUUAAUUGCCUAAAAAACUGACUAAUGAAAGAUAUCCUAUGCACGGGAAAAUGAGGGGAGCUGGCUUUAUAUAUAAAUUCUUAACAGUUCCAAAUUUUGUAUUAAAGUUUAUUAAGAACGAAAUUAAUUACACUGUCGGGAAGAUGAUGACUUCCAGCUUUACUUAGAGAAUUCUGGGAGAAGAUUACUCAGACUGCAGAACUAAUGUUCACUUAAGAGUAAAAGCUUACACCAGGGAGCAAAUGAGUUCAAGCAGGUUUAAAGGGGAGAGGUGGAGGAGACUCUGUGAGCACAAGUAUAGAGAUCCAGAUGUCUUCCAGCUGCUGUGGUUGGGACAACAGCAGAUCAAUACGUAGCAGAAAGGUUUAGGUAUUUCUACCUCUCUGCUCACAGUGGAAAACGAAUAAAGGAAAUUAUCCUUUAACACUUCCAAGCUGUAUAAAACAGAUUAUGAGUUGCUGUAUGAAGAGGACUUUUCUCGUGGGUUUGUGUGUGUUUAAGUGUAUGUACAGGAAAGAUUUCCAUAAAAGAUCAUUUAAUAGAGAAGUUUGUUAAAAUGUUUUGUGAUGCUUCUGCUGAGCCAUUCGGAUGAAAAUCAAGGGCUGCUUGGCCAUUACUCCAGCUCAGGAUCUGGUGCAGUGUUUGUUGGCUGCUGGUGAAAGCCAUCGAUAAAGCAAAUAGAAAGGGGCUGGAGUUUUCAGAUGAAAAAAUGCAAGUGCAGAAGACUCUGAACAGUAUGAGCAGCCCUUUCAAUUUGUUAAUAGCCCAUUGUACAACAUCCUAUCUGGCUACAAGGAACUUCAUGAGGGAGGAUUUGUUCCUGGUGGAGUUUCUUUGUCUGUGGAAUAUAUGAGAGAGCUGGAAAAAGAACACGACUUCAUUGCUGAGAUCCUGACAGCAGUCAGAUGGAAUUAGUGAUCAAUAUUUAUGAACUUUAACAUUCAUCCCAACUUGGAUAAAAUCUCUUUUUUUGGACGGGUGAAGGUUUUAGGAUUUUUUUGAAAGCAACUUGAAAGUUCUUUUUAUGGUAGAGAAGAUGAAAGAUGUGCUGCUUGGGAUGUUCAGAGAUCUGGGAUUAAGCAUCAAAUCACACUUUUAGUUGAUAACACUUGGUAAUGUUAUCCAUUACAAAUCUCUACUAGCUACCUCCUUUGAUGUUCUUGCUCUGUUUGUAGUAACCAAGCACUUUAUAGCUCAGUAAAGAAUGGAAGGUAGCUCUGAAGACUAAAUUGGUGUCAUUUGGUAUAAGAAAUACUUUGGCAAAAUCUCUCCUGUGAUCAGUUUCAUUGUGCGAUGUCCUGCACUGAAAGGGCAUCUGAUGAUGACAAAGUAUAUCCGUUUUCAAUCUAGUUGUAAUGGAAGGGAGAUGUCUCUAAGAGAGCGAAUUAUGAAGAGCUCAGCAUGGCUUGGUAUCAAACACAUCAUGAUUCAAUGUGCUAUUUAUAACUUCUUGAAAUUAGAAAAGCAAGUAAGAUAUUCCGGAGUGUAUCUUAAUUUUUAAUCUAUGUGUGGGAUGUCAAACAUUGUACUUGUCUUGUGGACAGGACAUGCUUUUAUGAGCCUAUAAAUAUGUAAGUAUUUGAGACUCUGCACCCAAGUGGCACACGUUGCAUGUGAAUUGUCUUCUAAGUUUUCAAAUGUUGGUAUUUUAACAAAUCUGCUAGGUUUGAUAGCACCAUUUAAAUAUCAGUACUAAUGUAAUGCAGAACAUAGCAUUUUGAAUGCAAUGCAGAAUCGAUGGGGUUGGUUUGUUGUAACCCUAUUCACUUUCACAAGAGAAAUCCAUCAUAUCUUGGGGGGGGAAGGAGGAAAAGGGCUAAUUGUGAGCUCGGCUAUAUAAUUUGCACACUUCAUAUGCACACAUCCAAAUAUCCUGGAUUCGUUUCGAGCAUGCAUAUACCAAACAGUGUUUUCUUUAAUAUUGGCUAUAUAUUUAGUAUAAUUUAACAUAUAAGCACAGCUAACAUGAUAUAAACCCAACUUACAAGAAGUCUUGGGAGCGAAUGAGUUACGAGUUAGGCAUGAGUAACUGAGCCUGCAAGUCAAAAACGUUUAUUUAAUCUUCUAAGAAGAAAUUUGGUAGAUGUAUCUAUACUUAUGUGCAGAGCAAGGAUGAAAACUGUACAUUCUGGUAAGUCCUGACAAUCUGGUUUGCAGUAAAUACUAAUCCUGUCACAAAACGUCAGGGUCACCUUAUUAUUGCCAGAUAAUAACGUGGCCUGAUGGUAGUAGCAAUCCUUCUCACAGCACAAGAACUUAAAAAUGCAAUAUAACAGUUGUGCAGAUUGGUGAUAAAAGGAAUCGGUCACAGUGAGGCAAAUGGUUAAGUAUUAUGGGUUUAAAUUGACUUUUUAAUAAACCCCCCUGAAUUAAUCUGUUUGCAUUUCAGUGAUACUGUAAAGCAUUUCUCUGUUUUGUUUGAACAGUUUAGGAGCUUGCCUCAAAUUAUAUUGGCUUAUUUUUUUUUUUUUCCCCUUUUGAUAUAUGCAAUAAUGUCAAUGAGCAAUAAAUUGCAUGUUGUAUGCAAGAUAUUGGUACUUCAUAAUAAAGGAAAGGAACACAUCUUCUUAUUC
This is a messenger RNA of Strigops habroptila (Kakapo), 7416 nucleotides long. It is a transcript of the gene TLCD4, whose product is annotated as TLC domain containing 4. Gene Ontology annotation, biological process: lipid homeostasis. Bases 452 to 1240 code for a protein of 262 amino acids. Gene Ontology annotation, cellular component: membrane; endoplasmic reticulum. The transcript has 8 exons. NCBI's taxonomy places the organism in Eukaryota, Metazoa, Chordata, Aves, Psittaciformes, Psittacidae. The record is from RefSeq and is a predicted model, not a curated record.